Molecule: messenger RNA, 4034 nt
Organism: Serinus canaria (Common canary)
Lineage: Eukaryota; Metazoa; Chordata; Aves; Passeriformes; Fringillidae
Gene: GBGT1
Product: globoside alpha-1,3-N-acetylgalactosaminyltransferase 1 (FORS blood group)
Exons: 9
Coding region: 1165-2199 (344 amino acids)
Biological process (GO): carbohydrate metabolic process
Cellular component (GO): vesicle; membrane; Golgi apparatus
Molecular function (GO): globoside alpha-N-acetylgalactosaminyltransferase activity
Source: RefSeq, a predicted model, not a curated record
UCCCCAGCACCCAGAUUCUGUGCUCUCAGCCUCUGUGUGCAAUAGAGAUAAGAGCAUGGGUCAGGUGCAGAAAAUGGGAAUCCCCAGGAGACUCUGCAAAGGGAUUGUUUGGGUGGAAAUGUUGAGAGGAUAUUUAUGCAAUUGGAAAGUGGCAUCAAGCUGGGAGGGGCUGCAAACCCCAAGGAAAACAGGAUUCAGUCAGGGCUUGAUGUUUUAGAAAAACAAAUAGCCUGAAAAUUGAGUUUGUUUCCAUGAAGUCAAGUACAAGGUUUUAUGUGCCUCAGAGCUGGCUGGGAGAGGUUCCACAGAAAACACAUGGAAUGUAUUUGGGCACAGGCUGAAUGCCACCCCAGUGCUGAGGUCCUGCAAAGCAGGCAGAUGUCCUGUGGCAAUGUGUGAACUGUGACAGCUCCUCAGUUUUGGGGAACAAUCCAGCUUUACUUCACUGCUGAGGGCUCAGCAGGGGAAUUUGGGGUGCUUUGGUACCAAUUUCAUGAGAAUGGGCUGAUUAGAGAGAGCCCAGUCAGAACUGACAGAAAUAAUCCCAGAUCUUGAAGUUAGAAAAUUACAGAGAAAGAUUGAAGGAGGUCACAGGAGAGAAGAGGGAAGGAAACAUCAGAGCCCUCAGGUAUGGAAAGGGAGACUGCCCAGACCUGGACUGCAGCAAGUGAGAUCCUGGCUGGAAACUUGGAAGCCUGCUGGUGAGAAGGGCUUUCCUACCUGCUCUGUGUGCAGCCAUCUCUCAAAGAAAGACUGAAAAACAGCUGUUUGAACCCCCCUCUGCACAUUUAUCUGCUUUCCACGUGCUGGAAGCAUCAAGCACAAGGUUCCAAUCACAUUCUAGAAAGUAGAGAGCUGUAAUUGGAAAUACAUCUGGCCAGCCUGGAAGAGCACUUGGUGUGGAGGGUUGGGUCCUGGGACAGCAGGAGAACAUGGGUUGGGUCCUGAGGAAGGAGGAGAGCACAGGUUGGGUCCUGAGAUAGCAGCAGUGAGAUGAAAACCCUUGAGCCUAAUCCCCAGCUCCCUGCUGCUGUCCUCACUGAAGGGACCAGCCAAAGUUCUCACUGUGGGCUUCCCUGAGAGCAGAAAAAGAGAUUGAUUGGAGCUUUUAAGAGUGAAAGCUGCUGGAAUUCAGAAGCUGCCCUUCCUUCUCCUCCAGAGGAUAUGAUUUCCAGGAAGGGGCUGGUGGCAUCUCUUGUCUGCCUGGGUGGUGUUGCUGCAGUUAUCUGGGCUGUAGCUGGGAGUGGAAAAGUGCACUACCUGCCCUACUACCUUCCCUGCCCUGAAAUCUUCUCCACGAAACUCCAAUAUACAGAAGAGAAGCCAAUCCAGCUUUUCCCCCAAUUAUUUUAUCAGCAGCCAAGAGUGCUGGCGCCAAAGCGCCAGGAUGUCCUGACAGUCACACCAUGGCUGGCCCCCAUCGUCUGGGAAGGGACCUUUGAUCCUGAGAUCCUGGACAGUGCCUACAGACCCCUGAACCUCACCAUCGGGGUGACAGCCUUUGCUGUUGGAAAGUACACCAGGUUCGUGCGUCGCUUCCUGGACUCGGCGGAGCAGCACUUCCUGAGGGGCUACAGGGUGAACUAUUACAUCUUCACUGACAGCCCCCAGAGCAUCCCCCAGCCCCAGCUGCAGCCAGGGCGCAGCCUGCUCACCGUGCCCGUGCAGAGACAGCCCAGCUGGCAGGAGAUCUCCAUGCGCAGGAUGGAGGCCAUCAGCCGGCACCUGGCCCAGGAGAGGCACAGGCAGGUGCAGUACCUCUUCUGCCUGGACAUUGACAUGGUGUUCCACAACCCCUGGGGCCCUGAGACCCUGGGGGACAUGGUGGCAGCCAUCCACCCCGGCUACUUCGAUGUGCCACGAGAGCAGUUCCCUUAUGAGAGGAGGAGCUCCUCAGCUGCCUUCAUCCCUGAGGGAGAAGGGGAUUUCUACUACGGAGGGGCCGUGUUUGGAGGCUUGGUGGAGAAGGUCUAUGAGUUCACCAAGAUGUGCCACAUGACCAUCCUGGCAGACAAAGCCAACGGGAUCAUGGCAGCCUGGCAGGAGGAGAGUCACCUCAACAGGCACUUCCUGUCCCACAAACCCUCCAAGCUGCUUUCUCCAGAGUACAUAUGGGAUGACAGGAAGCCAAAGCCCCCCCAAAUCCGCCUCAUACGGUUUUCCACGGUGAAUAAGAACUACAAAGAGGUCAGAAACUGACCAUCCCUGCAGAGAGAUCCUCCACGAAGCCAAACCCACCAAAAUUAGCCCCUCCAGAAUGUGCCCCACCUUGAAUUUUUGUUCCUGGUAGGAGCAAACUGGGAAGGGAACGUGUGGAUGGAUCCUCUGGAGAACAGAGUCUAAAUGCACUUCAGAAACAGCAAAGUGCAGCUGAGACUGAAAAGGUUUCUGGAUUCCCACUUUUCCUAAAUACGUCCUGCUUGAGGCUGUAGCACACAAAAAAAACAUCUACAAGGCAACUUAUCCACUGCAUGGCUGUAGCUGGCUUUGCCUGAGUGUUUUCCUGAAGCCUGGUGGAAAUUUAACAAGAUCAAAAUGGUAUUUGACAUUCCUGUGGAGGAGAAGACCUUGGGUUUUGGUAAAGACCUUUUCACUUUAAAAAGAGAACGUUGCAGGGCAAUAAGUUUUCCUGAACUGUGAUUUAAACUAAGGCCUUUGGUCAGGAUCAGGAGGAAAACUUGCACUCAGAGCUCGUAAUCCCUGACUAGCGUGCUGCAGGAUUUCUUGGACAUUCUCAGCAGAGAGCUGGUGCCAGGCAUUGCCAGUAAGAGCCCCGGUCUGACAGGACAAACAAUGUGAACUCAUCUAACAGUUAUCUCCCAAAUUCCAGUCAGUGCUUUGGAGACCCAAGUUUAGACAGAACUGGCACAGCUCAGAGCAGACUGAACUUCUCCAGGUUUAUUUCAAUCACAGAUGUGCUCUGAACCUUUUCCCUGGGUCACAUGUCUCUGUGGAUCAUGUAAUCUUUUCCAACACAGAAAAUCUGGUUGUGAGAUGUUCAUGUUCCUCUCUGUUGCUUCAGCCCUUUCCAAUUUUUCUGAGCUCUGUGAAAUAAAUUGGCAAGGAGCUGCUGGAGCUGACAGCACGAGCUGAUGCCUUUCCAGCAAACAGGAUGAUUUCAUUCCACAAUGAAAUGCUCUGGAGGAGCUGGGAGUUCAGCCUGGAGCUGGAAGUGGGCUGGGGUUAACAUUUCCUCUCCUUGGAUGUGCUGAGGAGCUGAACCAGAGCGUUCAGAGCCUGCCAGCUCCCUCGUGGCUGGCAGCUGAGGUCACAGCACAGGGGUGCCUGUGCCACCUCCCUUGUCACAGCAGGGCUGCCAUAAACAUCAUCUCCCUGUGCCACCGAGGGUCUGAGCAUGUCAGUCCCUGCUCUCUCAGGGGGAGCAGCAGAGAGGCAACGGGAGCUGCGGGGAGAGGAGGAGCAGGGUGAAAGGGUGAGCAGGCUGUUUCUAAGGGAACAGUUUGGGGGGGGGAGAGGAAAGCAAAAAGAGGAAAAAACCCCAGCUAAUUUGGCAGAGAGAGGGAAAAUAGGGAAGAGGUGCCUGACUGUUCCUGCUUCUCUUCACAUGAGAAAAUUGCUGUAUGGCAGCGAAUCAAGUAUGCAAAGCUUUAGGGCCCCACCACUGAUUGCAGAUGACUUAACGAGCCAUUUCAGUCCUGUGAGCAGGCUGGAAAUGGCACUUGCCACUGUCAUUGCAGGCAUUUCAUCUUCCAGAAGACUAAUUAGAAAAGCUUUCACGGACCCAUAAUAGAGAUAAGGUACCUGAAAUACCUCCAGCCCCAAAGCUCCAGUGGCAGCUGGGUUGGCUGAUUUGUGCUUAAUCCAGCAAAGGGUCUUUAUUACAUUUUCUCCAGACUUUUCUUAGUGAUGUGGUGCAGGAGAAAGAUGUCUCUUUACAUAACUAAACCAGAACUGAAACCCCUGCCAUGUAUGUUGGGUAACCAGGCACCUCACCUAAGCCAAAAUGGUGAGGAAAAAUACUUAUCCAAAUAUUUCCAGAAAGAUACAUUUCCAAUCAGCCCAGGAUUAAUACU